This is a messenger RNA of Petromyzon marinus (sea lamprey), 1612 nucleotides long. RefSeq names its product guanine nucleotide-binding protein G(I)/G(S)/G(O) subunit gamma-11-like. Gene Ontology annotation, biological process: G protein-coupled receptor signaling pathway. Gene Ontology annotation, cellular component: heterotrimeric G-protein complex. Gene Ontology annotation, molecular function: G-protein beta-subunit binding. Lineage: Eukaryota; Metazoa; Chordata; Hyperoartia; Petromyzontiformes; Petromyzontidae. The record is from RefSeq and is a predicted model, not a curated record.
GCGACACCGUGUUAAUCAGAGCGGGAGGAGGGAGGGAGGAGAGACGCAGCCGAUGGGCGACAUCACAGAGAUAUAGACGAAGGUACGAUGCGCCUCUUGCAACGCACGCGUCCGCCCUCAAGAUAGUUACAGCGAGCAGCCUGAUCUACUCGUAGGGACAGCAGAAUAACUACCUCGCGAUGGAAGAAGAGAGAACUCCCGAGGAAACUGCGAAGAUGGAGGCAGAGCAACUCCGGAUAGAAGUAAAGCUGACACGGGAGAAGAUUUCCAAAGUUGCUCCUGACAUCCUGGCGCACGUGGAAUCGAAUAUGGCUGAUGACCCACUGGUGAAAGGAGUUCCUGAGGACAAGAACCCCUUCAAAGAAAAGGGCGGCUGUGUAAUUUCAUGAGGAUGAAACAAGGAAGGAUUCCCACAUGUACAUACAUGCAUAGAUACACAGCCAUGCGAUUGAUGUGCUCCUUGCAUGUCUCCAUGGUAACCUGCUGUCAUUGUGUGUAUAUGUACGAAUGAGGACCAGUCAAACAGUUUAAGAAACAGGACACGAAAAGUAAGCAGAGAGAAAAUUGGGAUGGGUCCCUCGGGGAUCAAAGCACUUAACCAGCACUGCUGUGAUCCUGUGGUUUAUUCGGGGCAGCCACCCGUGAUUAAAUUGGCUUCUCAAGUGUUGUGAUUUGAUGAUCUCAGCCCAGUUACGACUGAUUUACAUACGGUCCCCGAGACUCACAUCGAGACCUAUAGACUCGCGUAGACCGAGUCGUAAUUAAACCGGGUCCUCAAGUGUAAUGAGUUGAUGGUCUCAAAACCGUCACCGAUGACGCCACAAAAACACCCAUAUUAAAUUAGAUGUUUCACUGAAUUUGAGACGAAAAAAUACACCUAUGAGAAUGUUAUUUUGACUGAUAAAGGACAAACGUUUAUGUAGUAGCGUGCAUUGGAAAGUACACCGCCCUGCUUGUGGAUAAAAGGUCACUUUAAUGAAUUUCAGAAGUCGUUCCAUGAUAUCACCUUCAGCGGGCUGUUCUCCAGCAAAGGACUGCUUUGUGCGAUUUUCACUGGAGCUUUGCUAAUCACGUGAUAUAUGAUAGCACAAGCAGAAUAAACGUUUGGGAAAUAAUAUGUAUACAAUGACUCGUUCAUACUUGAAUUGUACAACCAUGUCAUUGCUUAUUUCACAGUAACUUAGAAUACUUUGGUGAAAAUAGGGCUUAAAUUAGGCAUGACAUCGUCAGCUCUGCUUUUUAUUAGUCUCAUUUUGCAAACGUUUUGACCACCACCAAUACAUCUAUCUGAGCUCCAUAUCACUUGAGUAGAUUGAAGCCAGCGUGAUUUACAAUGUUAAGCACGACACGUCCCGCAGCUAAACUUAUAACAUUUUGUAAUAAAUCAUGCAGUGCUGAAAAACUCGGGAUUAUGAAGAUUAAAUUAAGCAUUGCUGAAACUUGCCCUAAAACUUCUGCGACGCAGAUUUUAACCAAUCAGCCGGUUUACACGUAUGUGUAGUCAAGAACGAGUUAAGUGCAAUAAAACUGUCUAUUUUGUCCGUGUUUAUAUGGAUUACAUACAAUUUUAAGUACAUGACAGAGCAAUACAACUAAUAAACAUCCCCAGACA